This is a messenger RNA of Olea europaea var. sylvestris, 1675 nucleotides long. RefSeq names its product purine permease 21-like. Gene Ontology annotation, molecular function: purine nucleoside transmembrane transporter activity. Gene Ontology annotation, cellular component: membrane. The transcript is spliced from 2 exons. The coding region runs from base 356 to 1531 and encodes 391 amino acids. Lineage: Eukaryota; Viridiplantae; Streptophyta; Magnoliopsida; Lamiales; Oleaceae. The record is from RefSeq and is a predicted model, not a curated record.
ACCCUGCUUAAAGACCAUGACGAGAUUUUAGAGGUUUCUUGAACGAUACAACUACUAAUGUAAUGCAGUCGAGGGCACAUUGUUUCUGCUCAUUUAAAGUUUAUUGCUAUGUUAUUGCGUACACAUAUUAUCACAAAAACCAUGUUAACAAAAAAUAAAUGGUCAUGCAACUUGUGCCGUGAAAAGUAAAUCAGCUAAAAGUUCAAGCGUACCGUUUAAAGCUGACAUAAAAAUGGGACAUGGGACACAUGAUUCAAAAUUGUAUGAAGCAUCAGAAAAUCGUGAUUUGUUAACCUCGAGAACGGCUAUCUUCUAACUGGCCUUGUUGAGUUGUUACGGUAUUCAUGCUGUCAAGAUGAGAGAAAUCGACGAGUCAGAAUUCAGAUCGUUGGUUCAAGAAGAUGAGGAAAGAAAUCCAUCAAAUUUCUCAAAUAUAGCCGACCAAUAUCUCAUUCCUCAAUCGAAAACCAAUACACAUUGGACUCUAGUCAUCAUCUAUAUACUCUUUGUCCUUCUUGGCCAGUCCAGUGCUACUCUCCUGGGAAGACUGUACUAUAGUAAAGGUGGAAAUUGCAUAUUGCUAGAAUCCCUUCAAGAAACUAUAGGAUUCCCGAUUCUCAUUCCAUUUGCUCUAUACUUCUCCCCAAAAUACGAUCUCUCUAACAACAGGAAUCUAUCAAAUCAGCCUUCUGCUCUGAGAUUAGUAACAAUCUACAUAUCUCUUGGCCUAAUUCAAUCAGCAGCAAGCGUGUUGUAUGCAGUUGGGCUGUUAAACCUUCCUGUCUCCACAUUUUCGCUCAUUAGCACGACUCAGUUGGCCUUCAAUGCUUUGUUCUCUUUCUUUCUCAAUGCACAAAAGUUAACACCUCUAAUACUCAAUUCUCUGGUUCUUCUUACUAUGUCAGCAGCUCUCCUUGUACUCAGCAGUGACUCUACAAAUCCUGAAAAGGGUUCAAAAAGGAACCAAUUAAUAGGAUUCUCAUGCACUCUCAUUGCAUCAGCCUUAUAUUCCUUGAUGCUAUCAAUAACACAACUAUCCUUCCAAAAGAUACUAAAAAGAGAGAACUUUAAUGUUGUGUUGAAUAUGAUAAUCUACCAAUCACUGGUAGCCACUUUUGUACUCUUACUGUCUCUCUUUGUUCGAGGUGAAUGGAAUAAUUUGAGGACUGAGAUGGAAAAUUUUGAAAUGGGAAACGAAUCAUAUGUCAUUGUUCUGGUUUUGACCACAUUAGCUUGGCAGGUUUGUUCUAUUGGAGCUGUCGGGUUAAUUUUUGAGGUUUCGUCUCUCUUUGCCAAUGUCAUUGGUACCGUUAGUUUACCCGUUGUCCCAAUUCUAGCAGCCAUCUUUUUCGAUGAAAAGAUGGACGGGCCGAAGGUGAUUUCCAUAUUUUUGGCAGCUUGGGGAUUUGCAUCAUAUAUUUAUCAGCAAUAUCUCGACAAUUACAAGACCAGAAAAGCAAGUGAACUUGUCAAUGAAGUAGCAGAAGCAUCUCUUGUAGAAAACUUUAGCAAUGAGAAAAUCAUUCUAUAAUAAUUUACUUAUUCUCUUCAACACAUCGUGUAAUUAUUUGUUGUGUACUGAAUUGGAUUAUACGCAUGACAUUUCCAAAUAUUGUUUCAAGUCAAAUUGUAUCUCCUUCAUUUAUGAGUAGACGAAGGGAAGGGAUAUGGGGUU